AUGGUCCAAAGAAUAAUGGCCCAAUGUGUGGAAACCGAUGAGGUUUUGGGUAAAAAUCAGAGUGUAUUUACCAUCGUCGACCAAUCUGACACUGAUCACACCUUUCUACCAAUGACCGUCAGCACCGAUCGGCAGGCAAUAAUCCAGAAUUUCCCUCGAUUCCAUCGAUUGUUCAAUGAUACUGACCUUGAGCUUUUACUUGAUCAAAUCCAAUCCAUCCUCCACAGCCCUGUUGCUGUCAAGAAGGACUAUCAAAAUGUGCUGUUUGUUAUUACAAAUGUUGGAUCAGGAAAUUUCACCCAAGUGAAGUCGGAUUUCUUUGACCAAUUGACCGGAAUCAUAAAAGGAAUGCCGCCGGAUAGUUUUUACCCGAUCGUCCGAUUUUUGUGGACUCAGGCCGAUUUACUGAGGGAAGAGGACAACACCACGCUACAGAAGAUCGGCGAGCUCAGCGACGUCGGACAAUACUUUGAAGCUUCUGCUGAGGACUACUUGAAUGAUAUUGCAAUUAUGGAUACCUAUGGCAUGUGCCCGCCGAUGCCGGCAGGGAAACUCCCCUCGUUUCCAAAGCCCUCCAAGAAAUUCCCACUAUCUUACAUUCUAUCAAACGAGGCAAAUUACGUGGCGGUGAAAACUGUUCAUGGCUAUUCGACGGCAGAGGAACGAAAGGAAUUCCUGCAAGAAAUCGAAUUUAUGAAGAAGCUGGAAUAUCACCCACAUAUUCUAUCGUUAAUUGGGUGCUCGAGUGACGCGAAAUUUCCGCUGAUUUUGACGGAACACUGUGAAUUGGGCGACCUAUUGACAUUAGUGCGGAAGUUGGGGGCACAGUAUGCAAAUGAGAUAAAAAUUCUCGAAUUUAACGAUCUCGUUCCAAUUGCGUGGCAAAUCAGUGAUGCUUUGACUUUCCUCGCCAGCAAACACAUAAUUCACCGCGAUGUUGCAGCGAGAAAUGUGCUGCUGAAUAAACAUAAAAUGGCUAAACUCUCCGAUUUCGGACUUUGCCGACAUUCAGAAGAACUCUUUUAUCACAGUCGCGGCGGGAAACUACCCAUCAAAUGGAUGGCCCCAGAAUCGAUUGAAUUUGCCAAUUUUUCGACGAAAUCUGAUGUCUGGUCAUUCGGGAUCCUGCUUUAUGAAAUGUAUUCAUUUGGCAAAACGCCAUUCCAUUCGCUGAAUCAAGAAGAUGUUCUACCCCAUUUAAAAUCGGAGAAACGACUGAUGAUUCCAGAAGACACGCCAGAAUGGAUG
Messenger RNA from Mesorhabditis spiculigera, 1248 nucleotides. The record is from the annotation of a GenBank genome assembly. NCBI's taxonomy places the organism in Eukaryota, Metazoa, Nematoda, Chromadorea, Rhabditida, Rhabditidae.